Messenger RNA from Tarenaya hassleriana, 2259 nucleotides. RefSeq names its product cyclin-T1-5. The transcript is spliced from 8 exons. Gene Ontology annotation, biological process: positive regulation of DNA-templated transcription, elongation; regulation of transcription by RNA polymerase II. Gene Ontology annotation, cellular component: cyclin/CDK positive transcription elongation factor complex; nucleus. The record is from RefSeq and is a predicted model, not a curated record. Lineage: Eukaryota; Viridiplantae; Streptophyta; Magnoliopsida; Brassicales; Cleomaceae. The coding region runs from base 243 to 1847 and encodes 534 amino acids. Gene Ontology annotation, molecular function: cyclin-dependent protein serine/threonine kinase activator activity.
UCGUAUAUCUCCUUUUUUCUCUCACCGUUCUUUUGGUUCUCGCGACCACUUUAGGGUUAGGGUUUGUCGAACGCAGCUAUUUACGCGUUAUUCUUCUCUGUAAUUCGCCUCCCUGGUGUUGCUCCUUUCUCUGUGGAUUUCUGAUGCAAAUUAAAGGUGCAUAGGGGAUUAUCACCGUUUCUGAAGUGAUAGACACCUGUCCUGAUCCUGAUUUAGCUGUAUUCUGGGCUUAGAAGAUAGCAAUGACUGGAAUGUUGCCUGCUGAAUCUUCGCACUGUGAGAGUGGGACUACAAUGAAUUCCUAUAAUAAGCAAGCUGAGGUUGGGCGCUGGUAUUUUUCUAGAAAAGAAAUAGAAGAACAUUCACCAUCAAGGCGGGAUGGAAUUGACUUAAAGAGGGAGAUAUACCUUCGAAAAUCAUACUGUACCUUUUUGCAAGACUUGGGCAUGCGGUUGAAAGUCCCCCAGGUAACAAUAGCUACGGCAAUAAUAUUCUGUCAUCGAUUCUUCAUUUGUCAAUCUCAUGCCAAGAAUGACAGGAGGACAAUCGCAACUGUCUGCAUGUUCCUUGCUGGAAAGGUUGAGGAAACUCCACGGCCACUAAAAGAUGUUAUUGUUGUCUCUUACGAGAUAAUCCACAAGAAGGAUCCUGCUGCAGCACAGAGAAUCAAGCAAAAGGAAGUGUAUGAGCAACAAAAAGAGCUUAUACUAAGCGGAGAAAAGAUUGUACUUUCAACUUUAGGCUUUGACUUUAAUAUUCUUCACCCUUAUAAACCCCUUGUAGAAGCAAUUAAGAGGUUUAAGGUUGCGCAGAAUGCUCUUGCCCAAGUUGCGUGGAAUUUUGUUAAUGAUGGUCUGCGGACGUCACUCUGCCUGCAAUUUAAGCCCCAUCACAUUGCGGCGGGUGCGAUUUUUCUUGCUGCCAAGUUCCUUAAAGUGAAGUUACCAUCAGAUGGAGAGAAGCUCUGGUGGCAAGAAUUUGAUAUCACACCUCGUCAAUUGGAGGCGCUGGUAGACUUGUAUUUUUCAGACGUAAGCAACCAGAUGCUUGAGCUUUAUGAACAAAACCGUGCUCCUUCAUCUCAAGGAAGUGAAGUCGAAAGUAGUGCUGGGGCAGGGGUAGCUCUUCGGUCUGCGUCAAGAAAUGCAGCUUCCAUGGACGAGUAUGGUAAUUUUAAGCAAAUGUCAUCACGCCUGCCCCCUGACCUCACGAAUUCUGAUAAUCAUAGUGGACCAUCAAAAGCCAACCAUGAUCAGAACAAUGAUAAUGGGAGCGGUGAGACUGGUAGUGUUAUUACCGAACAUAAAGGGGAAAGAGACGGAGAGAAUAAAGAUAGCUAUCAUCCUGAAGAUUAUCCAUCUCAUAGGGAUAGUGUGAGGGAAGUCCACCAUAAAUCUAGAUCUGGAGUUGAACGAACGGGGAAGGAAGACUCAGAAAGGACAUCUGGAGAUCAUAGAGAUGACAGCACUCUUCAUAAAUCUAGAAAUGUUGAUACAAGUGAUGUCCCAGUAAGCCAGUCACCCAAAGACUUGAAAUUACUCCGAGAUACAGUGAAGGCUAAAUUAGAGAAAGCUAAGAAGCUCCAAGGUGAGAGAACGAGGAAAAAGGAUUUGAUGGAUGAUGAUGAUCUGAUUGAAAGAGAACUGGAAGAUGUGGAAUUGGCAGCCAAGGAUGACAAAACAAAGCGAAAGAAAAGACUGAGCUCAGCAGAGGUUGAUAACUCUGAUCACAUGGGUAGCGAACGUUCUGAUGUUGAAGAUGAAAACAGCACUGGUGGCAAGGGGGAUGUUGCAAAUAUGGAGGAAGGUGAAAUGGUAAGUGAUGCUUCCCCAAUGACAAACAGCUGAAAGAAAAAAUUGGGAAGUCUUCCCGAAAGGCAAUCCGAAUGGAAGUCGACAAGAACAUGGAUUAAACUACAGCCACGUGAAUAUCGAAGAGAGUGAUAAGGUGGGCCGGGUUGAUUACGCUGAACCUGAGCACAGAAGACACUCGCUAGAAAAUCAUUCUUAGGAGGUAAUGAUCAGAUGCUACUCUUUGUUGUCUUUUAUAUAUCGUCAUUACAAACCUUUGGCACUCAGAUGCUGGACCAUGUCAGUCGACUUUUACAUGGUUGAUUCGGUCUUUGGACUCGGGAAACUUGCUGUGAUAUUUAUGUUGGUUAUAUAUACCCGUUUUUGUGGGCGUCUGCACAAUCCAACGAUUGUAUAUAAGCCAUUGGAGAAACAAUGACAUUCUUAAUUCUAUAUAGGAUGAAUGAUA